GUCGUCGCGAUCACCAUGGAUGCAGCGCAGAGGAACCACCGCGGCCCCUCCAAGGACGCCGCGUCCGCGUCGCCGGCGCCGGCGGCGGCGACGCCUCUCUCGGGCGUCGCCGACGCGUUCGAGAAGCUGGCCGGCUCGCUGAGUGGUGACCGCUGGAGGAACGGCGGCGGGGGGAUCCGGCUGGACGCUCUCUGCGACGCCUGCGGUCCCGUCUCGGUCCUGUUCGGUUGCCUCGGGAUGGCCUUCAAGUUCGCCGAGCUGGAGUUCGUCUCCAAGGUGUGUGAUCUAAUGGAGGCAUCAAAAAAAUAUGGCACUUUAGAGAAAAUAAUUGAUUUUGAUGUUGCCAAUUGCACGGUGAAGAAGCAAGGAAGCCACACGCGGAAUCUUCGUCGGGUUAGGCUAGGUCUGGACCUCAUCAGAGCUUUAUUUGAGCAAUUUCUGUCUUCUCAUGACAACUCCUUGAAGGAAGCAGCUACCACAGCUUAUUCCCAGGUUUGUGCACCAUAUCACUCAUGGGCAGUCCGGACAGCAGUUUAUACAGGAAUGUAUGCCCUCCCGUCAAGGGAUCAGCUUCUGCUAAAGCUCAAGGAGAAUGAUCAUAGUGCAGAAAAGAAGAUGAGAAGGUACAUCAACGCCUGUAUCCCAGUGAUCGAGUACAUCGACAAGCUUUACCUAUGUAGGAACAUAACAUUGGAUUGGUGAUCUAGUGUGUGUGCAUGGACGGCAAACACAUGAUGGAUCACAAAGUGGUAGCUACGCCAAACUCGUCAUCAGCUCCAAUAGAACCCAACCCGUGGAAGGGAUCAUUUAACACUUAGUCAUUAGCGCAGGACGUACUUUCUUCUUGUAUGUAAUGGAACAACCAUUUUCUUUUCGUUUUCCUCCUUGAGGCUGUAAGCCAUUGUAGGAGGGGACUGCGUGGCCCAAACAUCAUCUUGCAGGAGCUCUGGUGCUCUACUAGCAAAAGGCCGUAUCUUUUAUGUUUUAGGGAAUAAUGCCCGCUAAUACUCAAUUACUCUUGAAAUUCAGAACUUUACUGGGUACGUUUUCCAUUCAAAAGUACUCGUAAUUGGUCUUUC
This is a messenger RNA of Syzygium oleosum, 1079 nucleotides long. Its product is annotated as ACD11 homolog protein-like. The transcript is spliced from 4 exons. The record is from RefSeq and is a predicted model, not a curated record. Bases 16 to 702 code for a protein of 228 amino acids. Gene Ontology annotation, molecular function: ceramide 1-phosphate transfer activity; ceramide 1-phosphate binding. Lineage: Eukaryota; Viridiplantae; Streptophyta; Magnoliopsida; Myrtales; Myrtaceae. Gene Ontology annotation, cellular component: membrane; cytosol; cytoplasm. Gene Ontology annotation, biological process: ceramide transport; intermembrane lipid transfer.